CCGGGAAGAUGGCGGCCCUUGUGUCGCCCUUGGCUACUGCGCGCUGCCUGCUGCGGGCUCUGGGCUGCCGCGGCCGCCUGCUCCCGCCGCACAGAGCCUACACAGCUCAGGCAGAUGAGAAGACAGGCCCUGCUUCUCCUACAGAUGUUCAUGCCAGAGCCUUACAGGUUUGCAAUGGACCUUUAGAACAUUAUGACUUUUUGAUUAAGCAUCAAGAGCUGAAGAAUGACGAGCAACAAAGAAGAGUUGUGGAGCGCCUGCAGAAAUUGCAUGAGAGCCUUAAAGGCUACAGCAUUGAUUCGAAAAAUAUUUUUUCUCAGCUCUUUGCUAAAACCAACCCCCCAAAAGGUCUUUAUGUCUAUGGAGAUGUUGGCACAGGAAAGACAAUGGUGAUGGACAUGUUCUAUUCUCACUUAGAAGUAGAAAAGAAAAGGAGAGUCCAUUUUCAUGGCUUCAUGUUGGAUGUACACCAGAGAAUACAUCGCCUUAAGCAGAAUUUACCAGAGAGAAAAGCUGGAUUUAUGGCCAAAUCAUAUGACCCAAUUGCACCUGUGGCAGAGGAAAUAAGCAGAGAGGCUGCUCUCCUGUGUUUUGAUGAGUUUCAGGUCACUGACAUUGCUGAUGCCAUGAUUCUGAAGCAGCUUUUUGAAAAUCUCUUCCAAAAUGGGGUUGUCGUUGUGGCAACAUCUAACAGGCCACCAGAAGAUCUCUAUAAAAAUGGUCUUCAGAGGGCUAAUUUUGUACCAUUCAUUGCUGUGCUGAAGAAAUACUGCAGCACAGUCCAGCUUGAUUCUGGAAUAGACUACAGGAAACGAGUGCUUCCAGCUGCUGGAAAACUUUACUACCUCACAAGUGAAGCUGAUGUGGAGGCUGUCAUGGAUAAGUUGUUUGAUGAGCUGGCUCAGAAACAAAAUGAUUUAACUAGACCAAGGAUUCUAAAAGUGCAAGGCAGAGAGCUGGGGCUGAAUAAAGCAUGUGGAACCAUUGCAGACUUCACGUUUGAAGAGCUGUGCGACAGACCUCUUGGAGCCAGCGACUAUUUGGAAAUAUCAAAGCAUUUUGACACAGUGUUUAUUCGUGACAUACCACUCCUUACAGUAGCAAAAAGGACACAAGCUCGUCGUUUCAUUACUCUUAUUGAUACCUUUUAUGAGCAUAAGGUGCGCAUUAUCUGUUCUGCAGCAGCUCCUCUCCAAAGCUUGUUCCAGGUGAAACAGGACAGUGCUGAACUGCAGGAGAACAGAGUGUUGAUGGAUGAUUUGGACUUGAGCCAGGAUUCUGCCAAAGGACUCUCCGUGUUUACAGGAGAAGAGGAAAUCUUUGCCUUUCAGCGUACUCUCUCACGGCUCACAGAAAUGCAAACUGAACAGUACUGGAAUGAUGGGGACAGAAGCAAAAAAACAUAAUUAAAACUUGAAUGAAAUCACCAAGAAGUAAAAUUACAGCAUGAAAUCACCAAGAAGAAAAAUUGAAAAAGCUUCAGAAAAGCACUGGAAAGCUUUUUAGUACAACUUGAAUAAUAAUUGCACUUUAUCUAUCUGGACCAUGUUUUCUUUCAUCAAUAGUUUUUUGAGUUUAAGACAUGAGGUCUCAAUUAUUUGUCUGUACCACCAGUGUGUGGACAUGUGAAAUUCUGCCUUCAUUUAUUCUUCUUCAAACCUGUCUGGAUGUCUGGCUCCAUGUAGUGGUGGUGAAUGGAAUUACCUCCAGCUGGUGGCUGCUCACCAGAGGUGUUCCCCAGGGCUCAGUAUAGGGGCCAGCCCUCUUCAGUAUCUUUAUGCAUGGUAUGGACAAGGGGAUCAAAGUGCACCCUCAGUAGGUUCACAGAUGAUGCCAGGUUGGGUGGGAGUGUUGACCUGCAGGAGGGCAGGAAAGCUCUGCAGAGGGAUCUGGACAGGCUGGAUCAAUGGGCUGAGGCCAGUUGUAUGAGGUUCUGCACAGGCCAAGUGCCAGGUCCUGCCCUUGGUUCACAACAGCCCUGGGAGCACCACAGGCUGGGCAGAGGGGCUGGAAAGUUGCCCAGGGGAAAAGGACCUGGGGUUGCUGGUCAACAGAACACGAACCAGCUGUGCCCAGGUGGCCAAGAAUGCCAAUGGAAUCUCAGCCUGUAUCAGCAGCAGUGUGGCCAGCAGUACCAGGGCAGGGAUUGUCCCCCUGUACUUAGCACUGGUGAGGCCUCACCUUGAGCGCUGUGUCCAGGCUGGGCCCCUCACUAUACAAAGGACAUUGAGGGGCUGGAGUGAGUCCAGAGAAGGGCAGUGAAGCUGGUGAAGGGUCUGGAGCAUCAGUCCUGUGGGGAGCAGCUGAGGGAGCUGAGGGUGUUUAGCCUGGAGAAAAGGAGGCUCAGGGAGGCCUUACUGCUCUCUACAGCCACCUGAAAGGAGGGUGUAAUGAGGUGAGGGUUGGACUCUUCUCCCAGGCAAUCAGUGACAGGAUGAGAGGACCUAGCCUCAAGCUGCUGCAGGGGAGAUUCAGGUUGGACAUGAUGAAGAAUUUCUUCACUGAAAGUGUUGUCUAGUAUUGGAACAGGCUGCCCAGGGAGGUGGUGGAGUCACCAUCCCUGGAAGUGUUUAAGUAAUUGCUGGACAUGGCACUUAGUGCUGUGGUUUAUUUGAUAGGGUGAGGUUUGGACAAAAGUUGGACUCAAUGAUCAUGGAGUGUUUUCCCAACCUUAAUGUUUCUCUAAAAUAUACCUUUGAUGUUGAAGAAGUUUGAUGGGAUUAGAAUUUUUCUGAAGAAUUGGUCUACAGACAAAGUUAAUGGGCUAUGCAGAGUCAUUUUAUGAUGUCACAUGAAGUGGGCACUUUGAAUGAUUAUGCACUGCUUCUGUCAUGUAUAAUGCUGCUUCACAAAAGAAAAAUCAAAUGCUUCUUUAAGAAACUCCUGAUAGUGUUCAUGCUAGAAUCGUGGAACUCCUCUGUAGUGUGUUUUGGUUUGGGGUUUUUUUCUGUUCUCUGAGUCUAGCUAUGUGUUGAGAUUCAGGCUUCAGGCGUUUAGUUUUUUUUUUUAAUCAGACUGUUGCUCAGUCUGGCUCAUUGAAAGCUAAUGGUUUUAACAAGAGAGAAUCCUGAGGAGGAGCUUUAAGGUACUUGAAGCUGCACAGGAUUAAGAUCUAAGUAAUGGAUGAGAAAAGAGACCUUGAUAGGACAGGGUAUGCUGUAACAAUAAGUGCAAGUUCAUAUUGUUCCUAAAUGUUGUGGUUCUUGCAAGCCUGGAUAUGCUGCUUCUACACCAGUGACAUCUCUACCCUGAAUUUCCUUGUGCUUCUUCUACACCAAACCUUCCACUGCUGCUGACACACCUGCCCUCACUACUACUGAGGCAAUUCAUCAUGUUACCAUAGGAAAGUGUUUCAUGGAAAAGAUAGGAUAGGAACUGAUACCUCAAGACACAUCACCCAUCCUCAUGUUUCUGGUUGUAAACUCUAUUUUAGUUGAAGAUGCAGUGGUGUCAUUCUUAAUUUUAAUCUAACUGAAACAAAACAUGAUAUUGUGUGUAUUGGCUUAUUAUGUAUUUUUAUAAAGUAAUCUUAAGAGCAUAUUUAGAAACUUUGAGUAGAAAAAAGCAUGUAGAUGGACUGAAAAGACUGCACUCAUGUCCUAGGGAGGAGAUACAUAACACACUCUCCCCAACUUUAAGAGGUUUUGUUGGAUUUUGCAGCAUGACCUUUUUCUGUCUGUUACCAAGUUGUCUCCCAUCACAAUCACAAAAAGCAUCCUAAAGGGCCUUCUGGGCAGCAGAGAGGGCUGGAGAGGUCCUGUGCACUUACUUUUGUUAGGGAGCCACAUCUUCAAUUCUAGUUUUCUGUUCUGGUCCCUUCUGCUUGUCCUGGAAGUUACUUAUUCUGGCUAUACCUGCUCUUCAAAUAAUUUUUAAAGCCUAUAUUUAUAGUUUGCAACUAAUGGAACUUUAUUAUUAUUCCCACAAUGGUGUCUACCAUGGAGAAUUUUAAUGCAUAUUUAUGAAAACUCCAAUCAGAAUACAUUGUUUAUACUUAAGACUAUCCAAAUAAUUGUUGUGUGCUUUCAGAGAUUUGGAUUAGGUUUCUCAGCCGAGGGACUAUUGACAUGCAUGUGUGUCUGUAUAUAUAAACACAUAUGUAUAUUUAAUUUAUACAUGUACAUAUAAAUCUAGAUAAAACUAAUAUAUAUAAUUUAAA
Melospiza melodia melodia is the source of this 4159-nucleotide messenger RNA. It is a transcript of the gene AFG1L, whose product is annotated as AFG1 like ATPase. NCBI's taxonomy places the organism in Eukaryota, Metazoa, Chordata, Aves, Passeriformes, Passerellidae. Gene Ontology annotation, cellular component: cytoplasm; mitochondrion. The transcript has 13 exons. Gene Ontology annotation, molecular function: ATP binding; ATP hydrolysis activity. The record is from RefSeq and is a predicted model, not a curated record. The coding region runs from base 9 to 1406 and encodes 465 amino acids.